This is a messenger RNA of Microstroma glucosiphilum, 3192 nucleotides long. RefSeq names its product putative MCM6-involved in replication. Gene Ontology annotation, molecular function: single-stranded DNA binding; ATP binding; single-stranded 3'-5' DNA helicase activity. Bases 134 to 3049 code for a protein of 971 amino acids. The transcript has 4 exons. Gene Ontology annotation, biological process: DNA replication initiation; double-strand break repair via break-induced replication; mitotic DNA replication. The record is from RefSeq and is a predicted model, not a curated record. NCBI's taxonomy places the organism in Eukaryota, Fungi, Basidiomycota, Exobasidiomycetes, Microstromatales, Microstromataceae. Gene Ontology annotation, cellular component: nucleus; MCM complex.
CAUUCCCUCAGCAUACCAUAGACCCACCUUUCAUCGUCCUGCAUCACUUCUUGAGUUGCCCAAUCUCGUUCUUGAACCACAUUAAACAGUCCGUCAUCCUCGUACACCGGCAAACAACACUCAGCGGCCCACCAUGGACCGGGAGUCCUCCCCCACCAACCACAUCGCCGCCGCCGCCAAUGGCUCGCGCGCAUUUGACCCACUAGCCUUCAACGCCCCUACUCCAGCAGCACCCACAUCCUCAGCAGGCGGGUAUGAGAAUAGCCGCACCGAGGAAGAGGGCGAGGGUCGUCGACUGGGUGACGCUACGGAUAUGGACAUGGAUGCUACACCGCGCGCUAAGGGCAGACCCAGGAAUCUGCGCAACCAGGAGGAGAUUGAGCCUGUAAUUGAUGAGACUGGAGAGAGGGUCAGAGAGGGAUUCAGGGAGUUCUUGCAAAGCUUCGUCGAUGGGCCCGACCCUGAUGGAGAUGGCUCUGCUCAGGGUGACCCAAAAUACAUCGAGCACAUCUAUGGACUACGAGACUAUGGGCAGACGACAUUGUAUGUCGACUUCACUCAUGUCCUGCGUCACGAGGAGGUACUUGCACGAGCCAUCAGCGAACAAUACUACCGCUUCUUGCCAUAUCUACGCCGAGCUUUGGUAGACUUGGUCAGCACCCUCAUCCCAGGCUAUCUAUACCUGAAUGCGCACGUAGCAUCUACUGCCUCGUCAGGUCUGGUGCCCCGAGACUUCUCCCUCUCCUUCUUCAACCUCAAUCUCGUCUCUGGUAUCCGAGACCUUCGCACAGACAAGGUUGGCCGACUGGUGUCCAUCUCAGGCACAGUCACUCGAACCUCAGAGGUACGCCCCGAGCUGCUCUACGGAGCCUUCACUUGUGGAGAAUGCAAGACUGUCAUUCGAGAUGUGGAACAGCAAUUCAAAUACACUGAGCCGGCCAUGUGCCAGACUCCGAGAUGCCAGAACAGGAGAGACUGGAGACUCAAUGUCGAGCAGAGUCGCUUCAGCGAUUGGCAGAAGGUCAGGAUUCAAGAGAAUGCCAAUGAGAUCCCGACUGGGUCUAUGCCUAGGAGUCUCGAUGUCAUCUUGCGAGGCGAGAUCGUGGAAAAGGCCAAGGCAGGAGACAAGUGCGUCUUCACUGGCGCUUUCAUCGUUGUUCCCGAUGUCUCUCAGCUGGGCGUGCCUGGUGUCAAUGCUCAAAUCCAGCGAGAGAGCGGCGGUGGUCGUCCUGCGGAAGGCGCAGGAGUGACGGGACUGAGAACCCUCGGUGCUCGAGACCUUACCUACAAGACUGCCUUCUUGGCUUGCCAUGCUAGGUCCAUGGACUCUCGCUACAACACCGAUGUCCGAGGUGGUGACACUGUAGAGGAAGACCUCGACCCUCAUACUCUUCUGGACUCUUUGACAGCCGAAGAGAGAGAUGAGCUCGAGGCAAUGGUCGUCAGCGACGACAUCUACGGGAGACUGGUCCACAGCAUUGCACCGACUGUGUAUGGCCACGACAUCGUCAAGAAGGGUAUCCUCCUUCAGCUUAUGGGUGGUGUUCACAAGCAGACGCAAGAAGGGAUUCACCUUCGAGGAGAUCUCAACAUCUGCAUUGUCGGCGAUCCCUCUACGAGCAAGUCUCAGUUCCUGAAGUAUGUCUGUGGCUUCCUUCCUCGCUCCGUCUACACAUCGGGCAAGGCCUCUUCGGCUGCUGGUCUUACAGCUGCCGUCGUGAGAGACGAGGAAACCGGUGACUUCACCAUUGAAGCUGGUGCCCUGAUGCUUGCAGACAACGGCAUCUGCGCCAUCGAUGAGUUCGACAAGAUGGACGUCUCCGACCAGGUUGCCAUCCACGAAGCGAUGGAACAGCAGACAAUCUCCAUUGCCAAGGCCGGCCUGCAGGCUACGCUCAAUGCUCGUACAUCUAUCCUCGCCGCUGCCAAUCCUGUGGGAGGACGCUACAACCGCAAGCAAACCCUCAGGGCCAAUGUGGCCAUGUCGGCGCCGAUCAUGUCUCGUUUCGAUCUCUUCUUCGUCGUACUGGACGAGUGUAACGAGGCUGUGGAUAUGAACAUCGCUAAGCACAUUGUCAAUGUGCAUCGUUUCAGAGAGCAAGCAAUCUCGCCCGAAUUCUCGACCGAGGCCAUUCAGCGCUACAUCAGGUACGCUAGAACCUUCCAGCCCAAGCUCACACCAGAGGCCAGCGAUGUACUGGUUGAGAAGUACCGCUUGCUCAGACAAGAUGACGCUGGUGCUGGUAAGAAUUCUUACCGCAUUACUGUCAGGCAGCUCGAGUCGAUGAUCCGUCUCAGUGAGGCUAUUGCGAGGGCAAACUGCAGGAGCGACAUCACGCCUGCCUUUGUCAGAGAAGCUUACGCCUUGCUCAGGCAGUCGAUCAUCCACGUCGAGAAGGACGACAUCGACAUCGAAGACGAGGAGGAGGAGAUUGCUGGUAGGCCAUCCGUUCAGCAGCCUGCAGACCCAUCCUCAUCCUCUCUCCGAAUGGACGACAGCCAGAUGGAUGAGGAUGCUGAAGACGAUGCCGACGCCCGAGGCUCUCCCUCUGUGUCUCGUGCGCGUUCGGCGACGGCUGCACCUGCCACUUCUUCAACGCCUGCUCCCGCGUCGUCUUCGCGUGCUAGGGUGAGGAUCACCUACGAUCGAUACAUGGAGUUGCUCAAUCUCCUUCUCUUGCGAGUCUCGUCGAUUGAGCGUUCGACUCUCAAAGGAGUGCCGAGGGCUGAGCUGGUGCAAUGGUACCUUGAACAGCGCGAAGAGGACAUUGAGUCCCUGGAGCAGCUCGAGGCUGAGAAGGAGCUGGUGAACAAGGUGUUGAGCAAGCUCAUCAAGGACUCGUAUCUACUGGAGAUGAGGGAGGAUCCUGAGGAGGAAGCAGCAGAGGAGACUCAACAAGGGCAGUCUAGUGAGAUGCAGGCUGAGAGUGAGCUUGCUGCUGAUGAACGGGGAAGUACGGCGGAUGCCACUGGCACUACGGCUGCUACGAGGACGCCUGGCCAGGCUGUGCUCAUGGUCCACCCUAGGAUCGAUGUGGACAACCUAUGAGGUGCUCUGAGCCUGAACGAUGUCCGUCGCUUGUCCUUCUCUGUUGUCUUUCUCCUGUGCCCCUCCCUAUCUCCGCUACCUGUAUCAUUGCUUUCCGUUGCUGCGUUCUGCCUCUUUCAAUGUCAUCGAAGUACCCAUUGCGU